AUGACUGGUCCAAACACCUUCUCGGAUACUCCUUCCUCACAUCUCUCAAAUAUUUUUGCAAAACUGGAUAAGGUCGCUCUCCAUGACCAGCAUUUCUCGAAGGUGAACCUACAAGUACCAUCGAAGUUCACCGAUAACUCGGAAUUUGUUAAUCACGAUAACCCUGUUUGUUCAUUAGAGUUUCAUCCAACAGGUGCUUAUGUGGUUUACACUAGGGCUGACGGCUCGCUAAAUCUGUGGAAGCUUAAAUCCGAUCGAACUGAGAGUUACAAACCAUUGACUCAGGACUCGACCAAAGAAUCUAUCAACUCAACACAAUCCUGCAUCUCCUGGAGUCCAUUUACUGGCUUUUUGUUUGCUACAGUUAACGGUUCGAACGUUAUACGCGUCUAUGAUGCCUCAACAGGCGCCAACAUCAAAUCUUUGAACAGUGAUGACGAAUGCGAGUAUAAUUUAUGCCUUUACGAUCCUAGCGGUAAAUGGCUUGCUGCUGUAACACAGGACAAUCAGAUAUCACUUUUUGAUGUGGAUGCUGAGUAUCAAUUAGCAUGGAAAUCGUCUCUUAAUAAAACGGCCCACACUUCUCAAUUCGUACCCAAACCUGCUAAUGACUCUCCCUCUUCUCACGUCACUUCCUUCAUUUGGUCCCAUGACAGUACCAAAAUUUACGCAGCUUUUGAUUCUGGGAAAAUCGAGAUCUACGACGUCCUUGCAACUGGAAUACAAGGACUGAUAGGCGUGUCGGGCCAUACGGGUCCUGUGAACUGUAUGAGACUGGACCAGACGGGGUCUUAUUUGAUCGCUGGUGGAGAAGACACUAUAUGUUCUAUUUGGGAUCUUGCUUCCAUGUGUUGUACUUUAACCAUCAAUGACUUUCCCGAUUCCAUUAGAGACAUGGAUCUGUCUCAUGAUGGGUCUUUACUGGCUUUGAGCUCACCGAGCUGUACCCACAUCUACACGUUGGAAGAGCGAGCGUCUAUUCACAAAAUUGAAUUUGACAGUAAAGUCAGUCGGCCCAAAUUUCGGUUUUAUCCUGGGCACUCGACCUUCAUUUUGACGACUGAGAAGGAUCUCGUAUCAAAAUAUCAUAGGCCGGACCCCGCGGACGAAGCAAAUAGGAAUGGUAUCCAUAAUACAACUGCUGCAGACAAGAAGCCUCGACCUGAUCGCCGAUCUGGGAAUGGUGGUCGGAGACGGGACGCGGACGCCCCGCUUAAAAGCAGGUUUGUGAGAAGAUCGGCCAGGCGUUAA
Molecule: messenger RNA, 1251 nt
Organism: Lachancea sp. 'fantastica'
Lineage: Eukaryota; Fungi; Ascomycota; Saccharomycetes; Saccharomycetales; Saccharomycetaceae
Source: the annotation of a GenBank genome assembly